AUCACCAACCGAGAAAAAGCAAAAGAAGAAAAAAUUAGAAACAAAGAAAACCCUAUUCAGUCUUCAUUCCCAUCUCAUAUCUCAGAAGUGUCUCUUUGGUUACUUCGAUCAUUUCCCAUAUUUGAUAUUUCCUUCUUUCCCACGAGCGAAUCAUGUCAGUCAUCGGAGAGGUUGCUUUAUCCGCUUUGUUUGAGGCGCUGUUUGACAGGCUAGCCUCCUCUGAUUUGCUGAAGAUCUUUCAGCAAGAGCAAGUUCAUGCUGACCUCAACAACUGGAAGAAAUUGCUAAUGAAAAUCCGUGCAGUUUUGGAGGACGCAGAAGAGAAGCGGGAGACAAACAGUUUGGUGAAGAUCUGGCUGGAGGAGCUGGAAGACUUGGCUUAUGAUGCGGACGACAUCUUGGAUGAGUCUGCUACUGAAGUUUUGCGACGUAAGUUAAUUGCAGAACCCAGCACAAGUAGGGUACGGAAGUUCAUCCCAGCUUGUUGUGUGGGUUUCAAUCCAAGUUGUAUCAUGUUUGAUGCCAAUAUGCGGUCCAGGAUUGCAGAUAUUGACUCAAGACUACAAAGAAUUGUGACUGAAAAGAAUGGUUUGGGUUUGAUAGGAAGCACUGGGGGAAGGACUGGGACAGAAAGAUCAAGGGUGCCCACUACUUCUCUGGUGAACGAAGACCAUGCUUAUGGCAGAGAUGAGGACAAAAAGGCUAUCAUCAAGUUAUUGGUGAGUAGUGAAUUUAGUGAUGCUAAACUCUCUGUGAUUCCCAUAGUUGGUAUGGGAGGUCUGGGUAAGACAACUCUUGCCCAACUAGUGUACAACGACGAUGAUGUCAACAGUUAUUUUGAUUUGAAAGCAUGGGUUUGUGUUUCUGAUGAUUUUGAUAUUGUAAGGUUGACAAAAGUGAUUCUAAAAUCUGUCACUUGUGAGCACUGCGAUGAUAAUGAUUUAAACUUAAUACAAGUUAAAUUGAAGGAGAAAUUAAAUGGCAAGAAGUUUUUGCUCAUUCUAGAUGAUGUUUGGAACAAAGACUACGAUGAUUGGACUAAACUACGUUGUCCGUUUGAAUUUGGGGCUCUAGGAAGCACAAUUAUUGUCACCACUCGGGAUCAUGGUGUGUCAGCAACAAUGGGAACUGCUCAACCUUACGACUUGAAAGUGCUAUCAAAUGAUGCCUGUUGGAGUCUAUUUAUCCAACAUGCACGAGGGUCAACAGAUUCUGUUGUGCAUCCAGAACUUGAAGAAAUUCGUAGUAAAAUUUUAGACAAGUGCAAGGGGUCACCUUUGGCAGCAAAAGUACUUGGAGGCGCUUUACGUAGUAAUCGCAAUCCUAAAGAAUUGAAAAAUGUGUUAAGUAGUAAGAUUUGGGAAAAAAAUGGUAUUAUUCCCGUUCUUGAAUUGAGCUACCAAUACCUCCCUUCACAUUUAAAGAGGUGUUUUGGGUAUUGUUCACUAUUCCCAAAAGAUUAUGAAUUUGAGGUGAAGGAGCUUGUCUUGUUAUGGAUGGCAGAAGGUUUGGUUCAAGAAAUAGAAAGAAACAAGUUGAUGGAAGAUCUUGGUGUUGAAUAUUUUCAUGAUCUACUCAUGAGAUCAUUCUUUCAACAAUCAAGUAAUAAUGAAUCACUCUUUGUCAUGCAUGAUCUCAUCCAUGAUCUGGCUGAAUGGGCAGCAAGAGGCUUGUGCUAUAGAAUGGAAGAUAAAUUGGGUGGUAAUAAGCAAUCUGAGAUUUCUACAAAGGUACGACAUUUCUCUUACACUCAAUGUUAUUGUGAUGGCAUCAAAAAGUUUGAAAACCUCCGCAAAGAUAUGCAUCUACGAACAUUCCUACCCCUACUAGGAGAGGCCCAAAUCUACUUAACAAACUAUGGAGAGGCCCAAAGCUACUUAACAAACUAUGUUCCUAAUUGUAUAUUGCCACAAUUAAGAUGCUUAAGAGUAUUAUCUUUACAUGGAUAUGUAAUCUUUGAGCUACCAAGCUCAAUCGGUAAUUUGAAACAUCUAAGAUAUCUCAGCCUUUCUAAUACUCCAAUUAGAAGUUUACCAGAAUCAACAAGUUCUCUAUACAAUUUGCAAACAUUGAUGUUGAAAGGUUGUCACAAACUUACAAAGUUACCGGAGAAAAUUAGGGAUCUAGUUAAUCUUCGGUAUCUCAACAUUAGAAAUGCCAAUUUAAUUAGAGAAAUGCCGGUGGGAAUAGAAAAAUUAAAGAACCUACAUACGCUAUCCAAUUUUGUUGUGGGGAAAGAUAAUGGAUCCAAGAUAGGAGACUUGAUGAACUUGGAGUUUCUUCGGGGAAGACUUUGCAUUUCAAGUUUGGAGAAUCUGCUUGAUGUUGAGGAUGCAAGAAGGGCCAAUUUAAAUGGUAAGAAGAAUUUAGAUGCACUAGAGAUCAAAUGGGGGACACCUAGUGAUUUACAAGAUGCAAGCAUUGCGAAAGAUGUUCUUGACAUGCUACGACCUUGGACAACGGUGAAAGAACUUUCAAUUGAUGGCUAUAUUGGUGUGCAAUUCCCAACAUGGUUGGGAGACCAUUCAUUUUCUCAUAUUGAGGACCUAAAGAUUGUCGGAUGUAAACAAUGCAUAUCCUUACCUGCUAUUGGACAUCUAUCCUCCCUCAAAUUCCUUGUCAUUAAGAGUAUGCCUAUGGUGCAGAUCAUUGGUCCUGAGUUUUAUGGGGAAGGUUGGUUGAAACCUUUUCAAUUAUUAGAAAAACUUCACUUUGAGGAUAUGCAAGAAUGGCAAGAUUGGAUUCCUUGUGGAGUUGAGUAUGGAGAAUUCCCUUGCUUGCGUGAGCUUUUUAUCUCUCAUUGCCCCAAAUUGCAAGGGGAAUUGCCACGCCAUCUCCCAUCAUUGGAAAAAUUUUCUAUUAGUAAUUGUGAGCAAUUGGUUGUUUCAAUUCCAAGCCUUCCAAUGCUCCAUGAAUUAGAAAUUGUGGGGUGCAAAGAGGUGGUGAGCAAUAAUAUAGAAGAGUUAUGCUUGCUGGAGUCGAUUACUUUUUCUAUUCCAGGUCUUAAAAGCUUAUCAAAGGAGUUCAUGGAAGGGUUAGCAAAGGUAAAAGAUCUAAAUAUAUAUAAUUGUAAUGAGCUAACAUCUUUGUGGCAAGAUAGUCUCAUUUCCCUUGUUAGGCUGGAAAUCAAGUCGUGCCCAAGUCUCAUCAACAUCAGCUUGACGUCAACAUUAAAGACAUUGAAUAUUAAUGGUUGUUGUGCUUUAAAAUCCCUACCAAUGUCCAAUUGUACAUGCCUGGAAUAUGCAACUAUUGAGGAAUGUAGUUCUUUGAUGUUCAUUUCAAAACGCCAGCUACCUCCAACUUUGAAAAGUCUAGAGAUAAAUAAUUGCGAGAAUUUGCAAUUUUUGAUAGACGAGGGAGAGGCUUCUUCUUUAUUAUUGAAAGAGGAGAGUAUUAACAGUAAUGCAUCUCUUCUCGAGCACUUGGCUAUUAGAAGUUGUCCAUCUCUGAAAUGUGUACUAUUAAGAGGUGACCUAUUUGUGAAGCUUAAAGUCCUUGAGAUUCGGAAUUGCUCAGAGCUGACAUCAUUAUCAUCAAGUAACCAGUUACCUAUUGCCCUUAAAAAACUUGAAGUAGAUGAUUGCCCAAAGUUAGAGUCACUGGCGGACAACUUACACAAUAUCGCGUCUCUUGAACGUCUUGGAAUCCGUAAUUGUAAAGAGAUUAAAUUCUUACCGGAGGGCCUACACAAACUCUGCCACUUGAAUGACAUAAGCAUAUUCAACUGUUGUAGUCUUGUUUCAUUUCCGGAUGGAGGGUUUCUCCCCACUCACCUGACAAAUCUUUCGAUCUGGCGCUGUGAGAAACUAGAGGCCUUGCCCCGCAUGCAUAUGGUCACUACUCUUCAUAUAUAUAAAUGUCCAAGCAUAGUAUCCUUACCAGAAGAGGGCUUGCCGACAAACCUAAAGGAACUUUGGUUGGGAGGGAUGAAUAACUGUAAGCAAGUAUUUGAAUGGGGAUUACACAGACUCUCGUCUCUUACACGUCUCACCAUUUUUGGUGAUGAAUUUGAGGAUUGGCAGUCGUUUCCUGAGGAGGAAGAUGGGAAGAUGAUUCUACCUACCUCUCUAACCUACCUGUGGAUUGAAGAUUUUCCAGAUAUAGUGUUCCUAUCCUCCAAGGUAUUUCAAAACCUCUCUUCACUUGAACAACUGUGCAUCUGGGAUUGCCCUAAACUCGCAUCCCUCCCAGAGAACGGCCUGCCUCCCUCUCUUCUGCAACUACAAAUUUAUGGACGUCCAGUGCUGAAACAACACUGCAAGAAAGGAAAAGGGCAAGAGUGGUUGAAGAAUAUCCCUUGCGUUGAGAUUGGGGGGAGAUCCAUCUACGAGCUGCAGGAGGAGGAGCAGCAAUAAUUGUGUAAAACAGAGAGAGCAAAACGUACAGAGAUAUACAUAUUUACUCCCUCAAGUGUUGCAGCAGAGGCUAUCUUCUCAACUCCAAAAAAUUCUUCUCAAAUUCCUAAAAUUUGGAGGUUAUAUAUCGUGUUGUGGAACAUGUUUAUCUGUGGGCAUGUACGGAAUGGAGGGAUGGCUUUUUAAUACUAUGCCUGAGUGGCUGAGUCAAAUGUUAUUUUAACUAGAGAUCAUGCCUUGGCCUUGAAUAGAUGAUAGAAGCAUUGUCACCUAUGUUCUACAGAUGGGCAGCCACUCUCAGGUUUUUUUUUUGGUUAAUAACUCUUUGGGCAAUUUGGAAAUGCAAGAGUGAGGGCAUGCUUGAAGGGAAGGCUGUCAAUGCUUUUCAAGCUGUUAACUACUGCAAGCACGUGGUCAUGAUCUGUCAAGAAGAAGCAGUGCCUGUGAAUCAUUUUUUAAGAAGUUUUAUACCUCCUGUUUGCAAUUGGACACAAUUUGUUGAUUGUUGAGAACGGCAAGAGCUGAUUUCAGUGGAAGUUUUCUGGUGAGGUGCAAGCUUUCUGUGCAAAGAUUGAAUGGGGAACCAAAUUGCAAAAGGCUGUUUUUGUUGGAUGUCUAGUCCUUAGACAAUUUGUGAGGCUUUAUCCUUUGUACUUAUGAAAGGCAUGGUGGCUGAAUUUUUACUUACUAGAAGGUCUGAGGCUUGUAGCCUUUGUUAUGGAAAGCAAAUGCCAAGCUGAGAGAUAUAAGCUGUUAAGAAAGACAUUGCUUGAUCUGCUGCGUUUGCGAUUUUCGGCUUUAUUAUUGAUGGUUGGAUGCAAAGUGCGCCAGUCAUCCAGCAUUAGAUUGUCUUAUUGGAUUCUUGCAAAGAUGGUCACAUUAGCUAAAUUCUGGCAUCAGCUAUUGAAUGAAAUGAAGCAGCGUAUAUGUAAGGAUACAUCCCCCAACACAAGGUUCUAUAUCGUGCUGUGGAACAUGUUUAUCAGUGGGUAUGUAUGGAAUGGAGGAUGGCUUUUCAAUACUACGCCUGACUGGAAUGUUCUUACCGUUAGAUCUGAAUUUUUGGAAUCAAAUUCUAUUAAUAAUUGGCUCUCUAUUUGUGUGGGAUGGAGUGAGAGCAUGCUUGAAGGGAAGGCUGUUAAUGCUUCUCAAGCUUUUAACUACUGCAAGCACUUGGUCACUUGGUCAGGAUCUGUACUUGCAAUCUGUUGUAAACCUCCUGUUUACAAUUGUAAACAAUCUGUUGAUUCUCGAGAAUGACAAGUGCUGAUUUCAGUGGAUGUAAAUACCAAAAGAGAAUGAUGCUAUUAUGGUUCAAGCUUUCUAUUCAAUGAUUGAAUGGGGAACUAAAUUGCAAUUGGCUGUUAUGGUUGGGUGGCUUAGUUGAAAUCCAUAAUCCUUUAUCAGACAAUUUGUGAAGCCUUGUCCUUUGUAUUUUGAAAGGCAAGGUGACUGCAUGCGUACUUAACGGUAGCUCUUUGGUUUGCAGCCCUUGUUAAGUAAAGCAAAUACCAAGCUGGGAGGUACAAGCUGUUAAGAAAGACAUUGCUUAAUGUACUGCAUUCACGAUUUUCUAAGCUCUCAGUUUGCUAAUUCUUCAGUUUCUGGUUUGAUGCACAUAGCCUGGCCCUCUUCUUAUGCAACUUUUAUGUUAAACAUCCCUGUUUUAUGAUUGAUGGUAGUAUGCAAAGUGGGCCAGUAAUUCCGCAUUGGAUUGAUUUAUUGAAUUCUUGCAAAGAUGGUCGCAUUAGAUAAAUUCUGGCAUCAGGUAGUAAAAACUUUUGUCUUGGUUUCUUAUCUUUGUUAAGUGUGAAGGUCAACUGAAAUACAAAAGCUAAUCAGUAAGGAAGACACAUUGACUAAAUUAUGCUAUUUGGGAGGGACUUUGUUGCAGAUAUUGAAUGAAACGAAGCAGCCUUUUUGUAAGAACUACAUCUUCCAACAGAAGGGAAGUUUUACAUUGGUUGUGUGAUCUAAAGGAGGCUAACCAGCUAUUGUAGAUAUUCUAAACCAUUGAAAACAUGGAAAUAGUGAAGCACUUCCAUUCAUUUUGCAAUUCUGGCAUCUGCAAUUCCUAUAAGAAUAUUUUGGUAGCAAAACACCAUAAUGCCAAAAUCCUGUCUGUCUUCUAUGAAUAUCCUGCCCCAGUUCUGAGGAUCAUAAACUACCAAUCCAGCUUGACCUGCUUGUAAAUUGUAAUAUCUAUCCCUUUAAGCAUGUAUAUUAAUGAGGAGGCGUAUUAGGCUUACUUUACAGCUUCAGAUUGUGGUAAUGAUGGAACUUGUAGUCUUUGACUCAAACUAUUCAGUGGUGAAAACUCUUACUACUUGAGAGAUGUAUUCUAAUGUUGCUGCUUGCUAAAUGUAUUAUGACUUUGUUAUUACAGCAGUGGAUUUCAAUGAA
Molecule: messenger RNA, 6761 nt
Organism: Quercus robur (English oak)
Lineage: Eukaryota; Viridiplantae; Streptophyta; Magnoliopsida; Fagales; Fagaceae
Product: putative disease resistance RPP13-like protein 1
Exons: 11
Coding region: 153-4358 (1401 amino acids)
Biological process (GO): defense response to other organism
Molecular function (GO): ADP binding; protein binding
Source: RefSeq, a predicted model, not a curated record